Molecule: messenger RNA, 574 nt
Organism: Funneliformis geosporum
Lineage: Eukaryota; Fungi; Glomeromycota; Glomeromycetes; Glomerales; Glomeraceae
Source: the annotation of a GenBank genome assembly
GACCCUUCGCAAGGAUAGAGUAUUUUCAAUUAUCCAUAACACUUAUCAACCACAGGAAGGUAAGACAUUUCGCUUGGCUUUUAAUAAAGAAACUGUAUUAGCCGAACUUUGGGAUUGGGCCAAGCAAAUGUCUUUACUACCUUUUGAGAAUCAGAAAAGUGCUUCGCUUAUCUGCCAUCUUAGAAAGGAUGUGCAAGGGAUUGUUCAUGCUCUUAAGACUGAUUUUCCAGAACUACAGAUUAAGGAAUAUCAUGGUAAAUCAGAUCCUGAAGAAAAGGCUUGUGAUUUUAGCAAUAUAGAAGAAUCAUGGAAAGACGUAGACCUAGUUGCCUAUACUAGUACUCUAAAGAUAAGAGUGUCUUGCACCAAUCCUAAGUUUGAACGAGCAUUCUGCAUUUUUAACAGUUAUAUAGAAACGAACGCUGGGACGAAUCAGAUGUUAUUUUGCAUACGAUGUAUUAAAGAUUAUAUAUGUUAUAUUGAGCAGAGAUCUUCUAACGUUCCCAUUAUAGAAAAGGGAUUAUUUCAGUGGUUAUUAAAUGCUAAACGUGAAUGUCUUCCCCAAGAACUUUAG